Molecule: messenger RNA, 1179 nt
Organism: Venturia canescens
Lineage: Eukaryota; Metazoa; Arthropoda; Insecta; Hymenoptera; Ichneumonidae
Exons: 2
Coding region: 1-1179 (392 amino acids)
Biological process (GO): DNA catabolic process
Cellular component (GO): cytoplasm
Molecular function (GO): nucleic acid binding; 3'-5'-DNA exonuclease activity
Source: RefSeq, a predicted model, not a curated record
AUGUGGGCGUUGAAGAUCCCCGGAAAAGUGAUUGAAUACAUAAAGUAUCGCUUUGGCUGCGUACUAAUAAAGAAUAAGGGCAACGAGGAAGCUGUAAGAAGAGAGAUUUUAAAUAUAGUUCCACACGCCUUCGAUGACCAUUCCAAUUGCUGUCGUUCUUGGUGCGGAUUCGUUGACAAUCUCGAAAAAUACAAGCACAAGAUUCUGCCAGACGGAAAAGGUUUGACCGAUGUGAACAUGAGAGCUUCCCUCACUGCGACUUUGACAAAGUUUGCAGCUAACUCAAAACGUCUUGCUCCCUGUGGUUCGACCCAAGCAAACGAGUCAUUCCACAACAUAUCUCUCAGCAAAACCACUAAACGAUGUCAUUAUGGUGGAUCAGAGUCGAAUGAUUUUCGUGUGGCUUCAGCGGUGUGCCAAAAAAAUCACGGAACUUCUUACGUGGUAGAAACCAAUACGAAGCUUUCCCUGUCACCGGGUAAAUAUACAAAAACUCAUCGAGAAAAGAAGGACAAAAUGCGAAUCAGACGAGGCCUUGCUGCUACAACCGUUGAGAAGAAGCGUCGUCGUUUAAGCGUUGAAGAAGGAGUGCUGUAUCGAAAUGGCGUGAAGAUGGCUACGAAAUCGCGGACUUUGACAAUAAAAUCGUUUAUAGAUUUCUUGUCACCUGGACCGGUAAUACUCAUUGCCCACAACGGGGGACGAUUCGAUGCUCCUUUACUCAUCAAACAAGUACAAAUUUUGGAAUUGAUGGACAAUUUUCUCUCUGUAGUCUGCGGAUUUUAUGAUACGCUGCCUCUUUUAAAAAAAUUAUUACCAGAUAGAGUAAAAAGUAAAGGAUCUUUCAGUCAAACAGCUUUGGCUGAGGAUUUCAUUGCAAUCGGAUCAUCAGCCGGUGCUCACAGUAGUAUGGUCAACGUGAUUACGUUAGAGAAUAUUGUGAAAAUUGUAGGUGUCACUGAAGAAAAUCUCCGAUCCAAUGCCGUGACUGUUAAAUCAAUAAUCACACAGGAAAUUAAAGCUGGUAUAACCAUCGAAAAUCUGAAAAAAUCACUCCUCGAUGGUGGUGAAAACGUGGUGAUAAUGCUAUUGGGGGUUGAUGUGAACGGUCGACCUCGGGUAACCAAAAAUAAACGCAUUCUGCAAAACUUAAUAACAGUGUUGAAAAAGUGUCCCUGA